Nyctereutes procyonoides (raccoon dog) is the source of this 2454-nucleotide messenger RNA. It is a transcript of the gene OSGEPL1, whose product is annotated as O-sialoglycoprotein endopeptidase like 1. Gene Ontology annotation, biological process: tRNA threonylcarbamoyladenosine modification. The transcript is spliced from 7 exons. The record is from RefSeq and is a predicted model, not a curated record. Gene Ontology annotation, cellular component: mitochondrion. The coding region runs from base 244 to 1488 and encodes 414 amino acids. Lineage: Eukaryota; Metazoa; Chordata; Mammalia; Carnivora; Canidae.
GCGACCGUCCGGAGGGCCUCGCGCCGGGACGGGGGCGCCGGGACUGCGUGUUAAAGGCCGUAGCGACCUGUGCACAUUUAACAGUUUUUGCUGACUUCUGUACAGUCUUAUAAUCCUACAAAACUAUUAUAUUGAAAAAUCAGGUUCUCAGAAUCGGGUUUAAUCGGAUGCGUUGGUGGUCAGCGUCAGUUCCGGACAGUUUGUUUCUUCAUUUCUUUUCCAGGAAUUAUCUGUAGAGUAGGUAUGCUGACGUUGCACAAGGCAGCAGCGGCUCUUCCUAAGCCGUCAAGAAGCAGGAUGUGUGAGUUUUUAAGAAGUUUUGGCUUUGAUCCUGGAAAACUGUUUCUUCAUAAACUAAUCCUGGGGAUUGAGACCAGUUGUGAUGAUACCGCGGCUGCGGUGGUGGAUGAUAGUGGAAAGGUUUGGGGAGAAGCCAUACAUUCCCAGACUGAAGUCCACUUAAAAACAGGUGGGAUUGUUCCUCCAGUAGCUCAGCAGCUUCACAGAGAAAAUAUCCAACGAAUAGUGAAAGAAGCUCUGUCUACCAGUAAAAUCUCUCCAAGUGAACUCUCAGCAAUUGCAACUACUGUAAAACCAGGACUUGCGUUAAGCUUGGGAGUAGGCUUAUCAUUUAGCUUACGACUAGUAGACCAAUUAAAAAUACCCUUCAUUCCCAUUCAUCAUAUGGAGGCUCAUGCACUUACUAUUAGGUUGUUAAAUAAAGUAGAAUUUCCCUUUUUAGUUCUUUUGAUUUCUGGAGGCCAUUGUCUAUUGGCAUUAGUUAGAGGAGUUUCAGAUUUUCUGCUUCUGGGAAAGUCUUUGGACGUAGCACCAGGUGACAUGCUUGACAAGGUAGCAAGAAGAUUGUCUUUGAUAAAACAUCCAGAGUGCUCCACCAUGAGUGGUGGGAAGGCUAUAGAACAUUUGGCCAAACAAGGAAAUAAACUGCAUUUUGAUAUCAAACCUCCCAUGCAACGAGCUAAAAAUUGUGAUUUUUCUUUUACUGGACUUCAGCAUGUUACUGAUAGGAUAAUAACACAAAAGGAAAAAGAGGAAGGGAUCCAGAAGGGACAAAUCCUGUCUUCAGCUGCACACAUUGCUGCUGCAGUACAGCACACAACAGCGUGCCACAUUGCAAAAAGAACACAUCGUGCCAUUCUGUUUUGUAAGCAGAGAGACUUGUUACCUCAAAGUAACGCAGUACUGGUUGCAUCUGGAGGUGUUGCAAGUAACUUCUAUAUCCGGAAAGCUCUGGAAAUUGUAACAAAUGCAACACAGUGCACUUUGUUGUGUCCUCCUCCCAGACUGUGCACUGACAAUGGCAUUAUGAUUGCAUGGAAUGGUAUUGAAAGAUUGCGUGCUGGUGUGGGCGUUUUAUACAACACAGAAGGUAUCCGCUAUGAACCCAAAUGUCCUCUUGGAGUAGAUAUAUCAGAAGAAGUUGGAGAAGCCGCCAUAAAAGUACCACGGUUAAAAAUGGAGAUUUGAUUUUUGCUCUUCAAAAAAUCUCUUAAGGUAGUAUUUCAACAUUAAGUUGUGAUUUUUUGUGUAUGAAAUUUUGGAAGAUACAUAAUACUAAUUGUUUAUCAAGACUUUCUUUUGUUUUUUUAUGUUUGAUAUUUAACCUCUUCUGAAAGACUGUUAAUAAUGUCAUAGUCUUAUAAGGGAGUGUAAUUUUUUUAUUAUCAAAAUUAAAGUAAAACAUCUUGUGCGGAAAAGAAUGUACUGAUAUUGGCAAGUAGAAAGAAAACCUUGGAAGAUAUACAAUGAUUCUGCUAAAUCUUGGCCCCAUAUUAAACAGGCUUAGACUUUUUUCUCUUUUCCUCAUAUUAGGAUUAUAAAAGCUAUUUUUUUAGAUUAUAUUCUAUGUAUCUUAUUUUAAGCUAAUUGAAGUACAGUUGACUUACAAUAUUAUAUUAUGGUGUGCAACUUAAUGACUCACAUUUAUAUGUAUUAUGACACUAUGAUUAAGUAUAGUCUCACUAUCUGUACCAUGCAAAGUUACCACAGUGCUAUUGACUCUAUUCCCUCGACUGUACUUUUCAUCCCUUGACUUAUAACGGGAAGUUUGUACUUCGUAAUCCCCUUCACUUAUUUCACCUGCUCACCCCGGUCCCCUCCCCACCUGGCAAACUGAUGGUUAUCAGUAGAAGCUAUUUUUUGAAACAGCCUGACUUUUCUAAUGAGAAAACAAUUUUAGAAAAGUAGCCAAGUCAAAGUCAUGUCAAAUCAGAGAAUUCUAAAUGAAGACAAAAGGUGACUCUCUAACAAAAUGCAAGUUAUUAAUUAUAAAAAUAUGUUAUUAGGUGUCUUCCCUGGAGCAGUUGGGAUGUCUGUCUAUACAUUUCUUAAAAUGCAUCUGAGAUUUUAAGAAAUAUGAUUGACCACAUAUAUUUAUAGCCAUUAUUUUAGAAAUUGUAUUUAAUCAAUGAAAAUAUAUGAGAUGUAAAGGUU